This is a messenger RNA of Arachis ipaensis, 420 nucleotides long. The record is from RefSeq and is a predicted model, not a curated record. NCBI's taxonomy places the organism in Eukaryota, Viridiplantae, Streptophyta, Magnoliopsida, Fabales, Fabaceae.
AUGGUACAAUUUGACAAUGCUGCUAAUAAGUAUGUAAAUUUGUCAAAAGAGCUGCAGGCACAAGGUAUUCUCCACAGAGGUGAUUCUAAUAUCACAAUACUAGUGUAUGUAGAUGAUAUUAUUAUCAUAGGAGACCCUGAUGCAGUUACUAAGAUAGGUGCUAGUGGUCUUAUUCUGUCCCAAGAAAAGUAUGUGAAAGACCUAUUAAAGAAGGCUGAUAUGGAGAAUUGCAAGCCUUGUCACACACCACUGCCCUCUUCAGUCAAGUUCUCCUAUUUUGGUGGUUUUUCAUUCAAUAAUCACAGGCUGUAUUGGUCUGUUGUUGGGAGUCUUCAGUACCUUAUAGUUACUAGACCUAAAUUGUCAUACUGUGUAGGUAAAGUAUCCCAGUUUAUGCAGAAUUCUCUUGAUGAGAACUGA